Messenger RNA from Panicum virgatum (switchgrass), 1577 nucleotides. Its product is annotated as serine/arginine-rich splicing factor SR45a-like. The record is from RefSeq and is a predicted model, not a curated record. The coding region runs from base 650 to 1453 and encodes 267 amino acids. Lineage: Eukaryota; Viridiplantae; Streptophyta; Magnoliopsida; Poales; Poaceae. The transcript is spliced from 6 exons. Gene Ontology annotation, molecular function: RNA binding. Gene Ontology annotation, cellular component: spliceosomal complex. Gene Ontology annotation, biological process: positive regulation of mRNA splicing, via spliceosome.
UUUGCCAUAACCGACGCGAGAGUCGACUCGAGACGCAAGAGAAGAGAGGGCCGCCGGGGCAGGAUCGUUGCGGACACGAAAGAUGUCUUACUCAAGAGGAUCAAGGUAGGCACCAUUUUAAAAGCUAUAGCAUUGUUUCCAUUUGCCUAAAAUUUCUCUUGCUUAGUGUUGUGAUAGUUUUGUUUUGUUUUUGGGUGGAAGGUGUGAAUCUCGCUCACCUUACAGGAGAAGCAGCUAUUCAAGGUACAGAAGUCGCUCUAGGAGUGUGGACUCAAGUGAUGCUGAAAACCCUGGGAACAACCUGUAUGUGACUGGUCUGUCAGCUCGUGUAACUGAUCAAGAUCUUGAGAAGCACUUUUCUACUGAGGGAGAGGUGAUUGAUGCGAGCGUUGUGCAAGAUCCUUGGACAAGGGAAUCACGAGGGUUUGGUUUUGUUACCAUGGCUACUGUUAAGGAGGCAGAUCGCUGCAUCAAAUAUUUGGACCGUUUUGUUUUGGAAGGUCGUGUCAUAACUGUUGAAAAGAUUUUGUUGACAGCAACAGGGUAGAUGUUGGUAGCUGCUCUGCAACAAACUCAUACAACCUAACACCAAAUCAUGCCACCUCAACCAAAGGGUUGUAUGCCCUACAUUGUAUAAUUUUUGUUUUAAAUGUUUUAUUCAGAUUCUCAACAAUCGAUCACUCUUGCUUUUAAUGUCAAAGGCACUUUCUUAUCCAGUCCCCUAUUGCACAGGCAAAAAGAAAAAGAGGUAGAACGCCAACACCUGGGAAGUAUCUUGGUACAAAAUCAUCGCGUGGACGGAGGUAUUCCCCAAGCUACUCACCUGUUCGGAGGGACCGUUGCAGUUCACGAUAUUCACCUGAUCGCGAACGGUCUUAUUCUCCUUAUAGUAGACGCCGAUCGUACUCACCCUAUGACAGGCGAAGAUCGCUCUCCCCCUACGACAGACGGAGAUCAUACUCACCCUAUGAGCGGCGCCGGUCAUACUCGCCUUACUACAGCAGCCGGCACCGUUCAAGGUCUCCAUAUCGCUACAGGAGACGUAGGUCACCUUCCUAUGACCGAUCCGCUUCACCCUACAGGCGCCUGUAUAGAUCUGUCUCCAGGUCACCCAGUGCUUCUCCAAGGGCCAGAGGCCGGAGCUAUUCCCGCAGUUUAUCAUCACACAGAAGCUACUCUCGAAGCUGCUCCCCAGUGUCAGAAAGAUCAGCGAGCUACUCUCCAAAGAGAGGGCGUAGUACAAAGGAACACUCACGCAGCAGAUCUUCUGGCAAGAGGCGUCGUUCCAGGGAAAGCUAUUCUCACAGCCGCAGUUCGUACUCUAGGUCUGUCUCUAGGGAGCGCUCAGCUUGAGCAGCAGGCCUGUGUCCUAGUCCUCCUUGUCCUUGGUAACUGCCUAACUGGUAAGAAUAAGACGCAGCCUGUAUUCAUGCGAUACAUGUGGGUAUUCUGAAGUCUGAACUUUGAGCAGCGUGGGAUUUGUUUAUUUUACUGCAUUAUGUUUAGUUUGUAUGAGAUCCUGCUGCAUUUCAGAUAUGCAGUAUAUGUUUGAUUUCGUUGGCCUCGAUUGGUGCUAA